This is a messenger RNA of Lobosporangium transversale, 1006 nucleotides long. Its product is annotated as ER lumen protein retaining receptor. The record is from RefSeq and is a predicted model, not a curated record. Gene Ontology annotation, biological process: endoplasmic reticulum to Golgi vesicle-mediated transport; protein retention in ER lumen. Bases 198 to 836 code for a protein of 212 amino acids. NCBI's taxonomy places the organism in Eukaryota, Fungi, Mortierellomycota, Mortierellomycetes, Mortierellales, Mortierellaceae. The transcript is spliced from 4 exons. Gene Ontology annotation, cellular component: membrane; cis-Golgi network; endoplasmic reticulum. Gene Ontology annotation, molecular function: ER lumen protein retrieval receptor activity.
CAUCUUUUCAACCUUUCAAAGUCAUCUUCAUCCACAAAAAGGACACUCCAUUAUUAUAAUAUAUUUCCGCUGUACUUUUUUUAUUAUUAUUAAUGUUGGUCGGUCCUAUUUUCUGAAACACCCUUCCAUCUCUUUAUAUCCUCCUCCAUUCCUAACAAAAAUAGUUUAUUUACCCCACAAAGAGAAGGAGACGUAAUAUGAAUCUGUUCCGACUGAUUGCAGAUCUGAUGCAUCUGGCAUCGAUCUUCAUUUUGCUGCUCAAGAUGCAAAAGACACGUUCCGUUGCAGGAAUCUCUUUCAAGACACAAGCCCUAUAUGCAACUGUGUUUUUAACAAGAUAUACUGAUCUUGUCACGAACUUCCUCUCGCUUUAUAACACGUCCAUGAAGAUCUUCUUCAUUACCUCGUCAUUGUACAUUGUUUACUUGAUGAAGGUCAAGUUCAAGGCAACAAAUGAUCCUCGUCUUGAUACUUUCCAAGUUCAGUAUAUCAUUGGAGGUGCCGCCCUUUUGGCUUUGAUUGCUAACUAUGCCUUUACUUUCCAGGAGGUCCUGUGGACAUUCUCUGUCUAUCUGGAAGCAGUUGCCAUUUUGCCUCAACUCUUCAUGCUUACGAAGACAGGAGAGGCCGAAGUGAUCACGACGCAUUACUUAUUUGCUCUUGGUGCUUAUCGUGCCUUGUACUUGGUCAAUUGGAUUUAUCGUUACUUCACUGAGGGUUAUGUUGACUGGAUCGUCUGGAUUGCAGGAACAAUCCAGACCGGACUUUACUGUGAUUUCUUCUUCAUCUACUUCACAAAAGUGUUGAAGGGCGCCAAGUUUGAGCUUCCCCAGUAAUGAGAUUUUUAUUAUUAUUUCUUGUUGGAAUGAACACGGAUAAUGAAUUAAAUAUGAUGGAAGCGUUAGUUUUAGGAUAUAUAGCUUGUUUAUGGUGUCCUUUUUGUUUAUGGUGGUAUUGGACAGACACAGUUUAGCACAGAUUGCAGAAACACAUAUUACAAAAAAAA